CGGCAGCGUAACUCACGUCACGCAGGCAUCGACGGCAGUGCCAAGGAUGAGCGCCUCCGGUCUCGUUUCGCCGCUCUUGGCGACGCGCAGCGGUACCGCUGGGACGGCUGCACCUUGUUAAAUCUUUACGGGUGACGUUUGCGUAAGACAGUCGUGAGCGAGAGCGGGGUACUAUGAAUUGGCGUGGCUCGCGUGAGCUAUGGGGACGGAUGGGAGCCAAUGGGCUUCGAGCUCGCACCUCCUCUCCCGCUGCUGUAGGAGUACGGCGGCGAGACGCGUGUAGAUCGCGCUGCGGGUUGCACCGCUCGGGCAUUUCGACCACGCGCUUGCAGUGGGCACACGGGCCUUCAGAUCUCUCGGCAUUUACUAUCCCUAUUCUGCUCUCAAGAUGAAGGGAGGCGUGGGCAAGAUGCUGUCCGCGUUCCUGCAGAAGCUCAGGCGCACCAAGGAGCCUGGCGCGGACCACAUGCAGACGAACCUGAAGCGGUGCCUGACCACCUUCGACAUCACGCUGCUGGGCAUCGGCCACAUGAUGGGCUCCGGCAUCUACGUACUCACGCCGGCCGUGGCCAAGGGGGUGGCGGGUCCCGCACUCAUUGUGUCCUACCUCGUGGCCGGCGUCGCUUCUCUGCUGGCAGCUCUGGCUUACGCCGAGUUCGGCGUUCGUUUCCCCCGCGCGGGCUCGGCCUACUCCUACGCGUACUUUUCGGUGGGCGAGUUCUGGGCCUUCUUCGUCGGCUGGAACGUGGUCCUGGAAAACGUGAUCGGCAUAUCGGCCGUGUCCCGUGCGUGUAGCGCGUACAUUGACUCGUUAACGCACGGCGCCAUCAAGGGCUACAUUAUGAACGUCACCGGAGAGAUGCCAGGCCCCUACCUGUCCGCUCACCCCGACUUUCUGGCGCUGCUCAUAAUCGUUCUGUACGUGGCAUUCAUGUCCGUGGGCGUGCAGGCCACCUCGUGGCUCAACAAUAUCCUGUGUUGCGUCAACAUCUUUGUGUUGUUCAUCAUCAUCGGCGUCGGGGCCUACUUCGCCGACUUCUCCAACUGGACGAACCCGGACACCGGGGGCUUCGCGCCGUUCGGCGUGCAUGGCAUCCUGGCUGCGUCGGCGGCUUGCUUUUUUGCCUACGUGGGGUUCGACGCCAUCGCGGCCGCCGGCGAGGAGGCCGUCAACCCGCAGCGCUCGCUGCCCAUCGCCACCUUCAUCUCCAUGUCGGUGGUGACGGUGCUCUACGUGGCCGUGUCCGCCGUGCUCACGCUCAUGGUGAACUACCGGGACAUCGUGCCGGACUCCGGACUCCCGGACGCGCUUGAGAUGAAGGGGGCCAUCUGGGCAAAGAUUGUGGUGAUCAUUGGAGCGCUGUGUGGGAUGUCAACGGUCCUGAUUGGUACUCUGUACGCACUGACCCGGAUAGCGUACGCCAUGGCAGACGACGGCCUCAUCAUGCGCAUGUUCGGCACGGUGAACAAGCGCACCAAGAUCCCACUAAUUGCCAUGUACGUGUUCUCUGCCCUGGCGGCGGUGUUGGCCGUCAUCCUGGACAUCGAGACUCUGGUGGAGAUGAUGUCCAUUGGCACCUUGUUCGCUUACCUGGUCGUCAGCGGAGGCAUCAUCAUCUUCAGAUACAGGGCGCCCACCAAAAAGGAUGUGGUUGAAAUGGGGCCCCUCUCGGACAAGCUGCCCAACGGUGUGGGCGGCUCUCUGGAGCGCAUCAAGCCUCGCUUCCGGCGUCUUGCUCCUCUGCUGUCCGGCCUGUCCACGGACCUCGCCAUCUCGCUGAGCGUGUGCGGCCUUGUGGCCGUCACACUGGUGCUGGGCUUCUUCGUCCAGAGCCUCUCGGCCGAGCUCGCCGCGGGUGCCUGGUGGGCUGUGCUAGUGGUCAUCGUGCUCUGCCUUCUGCUCGUUCUGCUCUUUACCACCAUCGCCAUCCACGAGCAAGUGAUCACGGAACAGCGCUACAAGAUGCCGUUUGUUCCUUUCCUGCCAGCGCUGAGCAUCGUCGUGAACACCAUUUUGAUGACGACCCUGCACGCUCUCACCUGGCUUCGUCUGCUUGUUUGGAUCUCCGUUGGACUUACUGGCUACUUCGUCUACGGAACCCAGCACAGCAAGCUCAACAAGCUCCCAGAGUCAAACGGUCGCCAGGCGCUGGAGAGUCCCUCCAACGGCAAGCAGCAGAACAGCCGCCUUUGAAGAGUGGCCUGACGGCAUGACGCCUUCGACGGGGGCUGUGCUCUUGUGUGCAUCUGUACAUAGUGCCUCGCUCUGGGCGGCAAGCGGACAUGCCGUCGGAGCCAUCUGGUAGACCCUCCGGGAACUAAGCUUCUGACCGUCGUCGUCCGUUUCGAACAACGAGUUUCCGGCAGCGUGUUGUGCUCGACAACACAGCAAGAGCCUCUCUUGGACUUGCGCAUUUGUUGCUUACAAUGCGCACGGAAUUGAUGUGCUUACGUCCUUGUGACGCGCAUACCACUAGGACGGAUAUGAUGUGCUAUCAGUGCAAUGGAAAACGCUUUUUCGAAUUUGUGUUGGCAAAGAUUUCAGAGACAUGAGGGAGUACAUUCGUACCUGAGCGCGGUUUCAUGUCAACCUACUUUUAUGUACCUUUUUUUUUUUUUAAUUUGGCUCGUAGAAUCGUUGCUUAUCAAAUAAUACCCUUUAAUGUUUUUUCUUAAAAUUAAUAUAUGAUGCUGUUAUUACGACGUACCGUGUACGAGCGUAACAUUUAUGACUGUUAUACGUUUGCAUGUUUGAUUUCUUUUAUAUUCCACUUGUAUACGGACAUCUGGACAGAUGUGAAACAGUGCCAUCACCGUAUUUACUCUUUUAUACUAGUUUUACCUGUUCGCCAUUUUACGCGCGUAGAUAAAGAGAACAAAAAGAGAGCGACCAAUUAGAAAUUCCUGAUAUAAUCUCAUGUCAGAGAGUUGCGGAAGCUAUUUUUAGAAGCGACUUUAAUCUCAACAAUCAGCACAGUUGGUUAUAAAACCGACCCUCACUUUGCUUUCAGCGUUAUUUAUAAACCAUGGACCGAUAUAGAUAUGUAUAUAAGCGCCAAACAAGCCACUCAUAAAAGCGCACAUGUGUAUAUGUAUAUGUACAUAUUCGGUGCUACAUAGCGAUAACCUUGGGACUAAGUGUUGCCUUCACUGGAUCUUCUCUUUGACAUCGGCUUGAAAGGGCUCACCUCUUACCCGCGUCCGACAGCGGUAGCGUUAAUUGCUUGUCUUUUGUUUGGCCACUACAUUAUAUCUUUGAAAACAAGAAAGAGCACAGGAUGCGAUUUGCAAAGACUUCUUUUGACCUGAUCGCGCCGCAAAUUGGCCACAUCUCUACGCUCGAUCUCUAUUAAAUGACUUCUUUCCUGAAA
Ixodes scapularis (black-legged tick) is the source of this 3371-nucleotide messenger RNA. Its product is annotated as cationic amino acid transporter 4. The record is from RefSeq and is a predicted model, not a curated record. The transcript is spliced from 6 exons. Gene Ontology annotation, molecular function: amino acid transmembrane transporter activity. Bases 389 to 2194 code for a protein of 601 amino acids. NCBI's taxonomy places the organism in Eukaryota, Metazoa, Arthropoda, Arachnida, Ixodida, Ixodidae. Gene Ontology annotation, cellular component: plasma membrane. Gene Ontology annotation, biological process: amino acid transport; transmembrane transport.